AUCACGUGAAACGUUUAAGCCGGAAAUGCAUACGCAAACGUUAAACAACGCGGCGUCAUGUAGAAUGAUGAAUUCAAGGUCCAGUCAAGUUUUGCGGAAGUAAACAUCUCCACUGUUCGCUAACAAGGUCCUUUUUUUUACGGUUACAAACGUCAUGCUUUUCGCUCUAUUGUACGAUGUCUGUGUUUAAAUGAGGUAACUUGCGUAGUUCGUACUCAAAUUCAGGCAGUCGGCGUUUUCGUGGACGGCCAAUUGUCAACACCUAGCACGGUGGACACCGUGAAACGAGACGAGGGAGUACGAACCCCCCCUCUGGCUGUCUGUGAGCCUGCUUUCGAGCAUUGUGGAUGCUCAAAAUAACUUGAAAACAUUAAUUUCUCUGAUACCGUCGUACGGUGUCAUCUAAAUCCACGUUUAGAAACAGAUUAAAAGGCAGUCGUACUGAAUUCCAAGAGUAACGGCAACACCUUAACUCGUGGCCUAGGGAGAAAUAGUUGGCUAACGUUGGCUAGCUUUUUAGCUAACGUUUAGCAGUUGUGUCGGAGGCAAACGUUGACAAAUUUUCCUUGUUAGUGAGUUAGGCGUCGAUCAUAGCUAUGACACAUAGAGACUUUCUCAUAGCUGGAUUUUUACUUGUACUCUUGCUGAAUUGCUGUAACGCAAGGAUACACAAACUAUCUCUAAAGAAUGAAACACGGUUUGUCAUCCACCUCAACACUUUUGGUUUCUACGCCAAUGGAACUCUGGAUGUUAACCUGCUGUCCCUGCGCCUCCCAAAACAAUGGGUGGACUACAACAAGUACCCUGUUGGAUUCAGUCUGUCCAAGUCUCGUGUAACUGGAGUUCUUACUUACACUGCAGAGGAAACAGAGACAUGCCCACUCUCUCUCUCAAAGUCAACCAACAAUGAGCCCCUCAUCCUCUUCAUCAUUGAUGUUAAUAAACUCAGUGUCAAUGUGAGAUGUUUGGGUGACCAAGACAACCACUUGACAGCCAAAGUUAAGUCAGACAUGCUGCCUGCCAAAGACGAAGGUCUGAGAGAGAGUCUUCCUGCUCAUGCUGGCAACCCAAACCCUGGAGAUGACAAAAUACCAGAAAAUAAUAAAACUAACAUAGGGACAAAGGUGAAUGAAGAAGGACAGAACACUAAGAAGGUUAAAAGGCUUGUGGAAAGCCAACAAGAUAAACCCAAACCUGCUUUAGAAGUUUUGAGAAAAGGAGAGGAAACUGUGUUCGAGCUGGGAAAGACCAACCAAAUGACCUUAGCUCUGGACAACGUUAAUGGCUCCUACAACUUCAGUUUUCACAUGAUGGUUGGGUUGGUGGCUGAGGGUCUGUACAACCUCAACUUUCACUACUGUCAAAACAGGUUGCCCGGGGUUGACCUGCCCUACUCUCUCAAUGUAGAGGUAACGGAAAAGAAUCCAGGUGGCUAUCUGUCUGCAGCAGAAAUUCCCCUGUCUCGCCUUUAUAUUUGUAUGGCUGGAAUCUUCUUCACUGCAGCCAUGGUCUGGGUUUACACUCUCAUGAAGCACAGGUACAGUGUCUUCAAGAUCCACUGGCUGAUGGCAGCGCUGGCCUUCACCAAAUCCAUCUCUUUGGUCUUCCAUAGUAUCAACUAUCACUUUAUCAACACUGAGGGGCAUCCUAUUGAAGGCUGGGCCGUCAUGUACUACAUCACACACCUGCUUAAAGGUGCCCUCCUGUUCAUUACGUUGGCGCUGAUUGGCACUGGCUGGGCUUUUGUUAAGUAUAUCCUUUCUGACAAGGAAAAGAAGAUCUUCAUGAUUGUCAUCCCUCUACAGGUGCUGGCUAAUGUAGCCUAUAUUAUCAUUGAGUCUACGGAGGAGGGUUCCAGUGAAUAUGCUCUCUGGAAGGAGAUCCUGUUUUUGGUGGACCUCAUCUGCUGUGGAGCCAUCCUUUUCCCUGUUGUCUGGUCUAUCCGUCACCUACAAGAGGCCUCCAGCACUGAUGGUAAAGCUGCCAUGAACCUGGAGAAACUCAAGCUCUUCCGGCAUUACUAUGUUAUGAUUGUGUGUUAUAUCUACUUUACGAGGAUUAUAGUGAUUCUGCUCAAGGUGACUAUGCCCUUCCAGUGGCAGUGGUGCUAUGAGUUUCUAGUGGAGGUGUCCACUCUGAUCUUCUUUGUGCUAACGGGCUACAAGUUUCGCCCAGCAUCCAACAACCCCUACUUGCAACUCCCCCUGGAUGAGGAGGAUGUAGAGAUGGAUGAAGUGGUGACUGAGUCAGGUGCUUUGGAGGGGAUAUCUAAAGUGAAGAAGACUUCUAAUGGGCGCGAGCGUCAGAGAGAAUCCACCUUGUGAACAUGAAGCGGUAUCUUUUGGGAGGGACCCACUGUAAAUCCCCAGACCAACUGGUCUAAUGGGGGGAAAACGGACCAAUGCUCCCCUCCAGUAAUAGAUUGCCUUUGAAAAACUCUGUAAGUGGUUGCCAUGGUGGCACUCACUGUCCGGCUAUGCAAAAAAAAGGACUUGUCGGAUGCGGUCAGGUUUUUGGAAAACUUAAUCCAGAGACACUGAAGGGUUUAUUUCAGGAAGAGAGAGACUCCCACUGCAUGGAUAAAUGGAACACUCCAGGAAUAGAAUGGAGGGGAAAUCUCUUGUUCUUGAUAUAUCUCAUUUUGAUCUCUCUCUUCUCUUUCUCCCUUUCCCUUCCUUCCAAAGAUGAUAAUGAUUUUAGACGAGUUACUUUGGGUGUGUAUAUUGGCUAUUUAAACGGUACCUCUUCAUGCUACUUAGCUGUAACUUUUUGAGUGUGGUGUGAAUAUAUGUUUGUGUUUUGUUUUGUUUUUUUGACAGGGAGACGACUCAAGAUUUGACCAACUGUUUUCCCAAGGAGUGGUCAAAAAAUAGCCGAUAAUUCAGUUAACAGGCUAAUCACUUUUUAUGUGGGAUCAAAACAACAGUCUUGUUCAUUGUUUCCCCUUCAUAGGUAAAUAAUGACCCCAGUGUUUAUCUUAUUUAUAUGACCACAUUGUCACAUAUUCUUUUGCUCUAUUUCUUACAUAGUUGACUUGUAAAUUGAAAUAUGUUUGAAGUUACAUAUUUCAAUUCAUUCAUUUCCAUAUUGAAAUGUGAAAUUUCAGUAUUAAUGAUAUGUGUGUCAGAUGCACAAGCGUUCCUUCCAGCCUGUCACAAGAACCACUGCUGUAAUUUAUUUAGCGCUUUUUGUGGUCGAGGUCACCUUCAUCCUUUUGAAUUUGGAUCAGAAUUGUGUACUUCAGUUCAGACUGUUGUGUGGGCCUCUUAUGAGCAAUGGAGUGAAAAAGUUGGAUCAAUCUGAGUCAUCAGAGUGAUGGUGUAGCCCUUAAUGGAGGUGUUGCCAAUGAUGGCUAUUUAGCCCUGGUCUGCUAAGUUGUUUCAGAAAUGAACUGAUCUAACUGAUAAUAUUUACACUUUUCUGGUUUGUUUUACCUUUUGCUGUUGAUGUUAAACCUAUUUUAUUCAUUAUUAAUGAUUCAGUGGUUAUGAAAUGUUGCAAGGUGUGCAACCAGGCAGACAAGCAUUUGUAAAUAAUUAAAACAGACAUGAUAAACGCGGGGCUAACAGUACUUUGAGCAUUGCAUAGAGAUUUUAUAAAGUGCUUUAGAAGGUGUGACACAGCUUCAAUUUCAGUUAUGUUUUCCUGGUUGCUUCCCUCCUCCCAACAUGAAAUCCAACUUGGUUUCUAGGGAAGGGGAGGAACCAAGAAACGACUACUGAGAUUGUAAUCACAGACCCCCCUCUGCAGGUAUGAGCGGUGUCCACAGGGCAUGAUAUGAUGAUCUCUGUGGGGUUUUCCUGCAGCCCACAGGGCUCAGGUAGACGUCUGGUCAAGAAGUGGAGAUGAGUCGCAUGUUAGAGGGUUGGUUUGUUUUGUCUGUUUGAACUCCUCCAAUAAAAACCGUUUUGAAAGG
Molecule: messenger RNA, 3916 nt
Organism: Lampris incognitus (smalleye Pacific opah)
Lineage: Eukaryota; Metazoa; Chordata; Actinopteri; Lampriformes; Lampridae
Product: protein GPR108
Exons: 18
Coding region: 597-2324 (575 amino acids)
Biological process (GO): transport
Cellular component (GO): membrane; Golgi apparatus
Source: RefSeq, a predicted model, not a curated record